GGGCAUUGUAUAAGGGCAGCACCACGGGCCGGAUGACGGGGAUGAGCGGCGCUGUGAAAACAAAGAGCGAGUGUAAGAGCUUGUAUGUACGUCGAACUUCUUUCGCACCAUACGUAGCCAACCGCGCUUAAUCAGAGGUGCGGGGUAAGGACAACACAACCGGCUUGGUGGACACGUCUCGGGGUUGUGGAUCGUGUGGAGUAAGACUGGUUGAGCGUGCUCAGAGUGUCAUUGAAGACUGUUAAGGUGGCGCACCUCACCCGGCCACAACAGCCUCCUCCACCCCGAGCAUCAUCCCCCGCCACCCUCAACCACCCUCGCCCGACUCCUCGCCGAGCCACGGAGUCGAGUUCGAGCCGCGCGCCUCCCACUCGCCAGCCCCGAGCCAAGCCCCCCGCAGCCGCCUAUCGCGGCCGAGUGCCGCCGCCGCCUCCUCCCGACCCUCCCACGGGGAGCUGGGUCCCCGCCCCACGCCCCCAGCCCCACGCUCCCAGCUGCGCGGGGCCACGGCGAGGGAGAGGAGGAGGAGGAGAGAACGAGGGAGCCGAGGAGGAGCCGAGGGGGUUCCAGCGUGGCCGAUCUCGCGCGGUUGAGAGCUGUGUGCGUUCCCUGAUCCUUUAAACAGAGCAGAAACCAGCGGUGAAGAUGUGGCGCAGUCUCCAGUUUGUCAAUGGCACUGGUGGCCGGCGCCUUCUCUCCCAGCAAACGCGGCACCAGCCCGUGUUGGCGAUUCGCCGGGAAGAUGUCAACGUGUGGGAGAGGCGAGCGCCCCUGGCUCCCAAUCACGUGGAAAUGUUGACUGCCGCUGGCUAUACAGUGUUGGUACAACCUUCUAACCGCCGGGCCAUACAUGCCAAUGAUUAUGUGAAGGCUGGAGCCAUUCUGCAGGAGGACAUCUCGGACGCGACCUUGAUCCUGGGAGUAAAGAGGCCCCCGGAUGGCAAGCUGAUCCCUCACAAGACCUACGCUUUUUUCUCCCACACAAUCAAGGCGCAGGAGGCCAACAUGGGACUGCUGGAGGAGGUGGUUGCAAAGGGCAUCCGCUUGAUUGAUUACGAGAAGAUGGUGGACACCAAAGGAGUGCGUGUUGUGGCCUUCGGCAAGUGGGCUGGAUUCACAGGCAUGAUCAACAUCCUGCAUGGCCUGGGCCUGCGCCUGCUUGCUCUGGGACACCACACGCCCUUCAUCCACAUUGGCAUGGCGCACAACUACAGGAACAGCAACCAGGCCAUCCAGGCAGUGCGCGACGCCGGUUACGAGAUCGCGCUGGGGCUCAUGCCCAAAUCAAUCGGCCCCAUCACGUUCGUGUUCACCGGCACCGGCAACGUCUCUCGGGGAGCCCAGGAGAUCUUUAACGAGCUGCCGUUCGAGUACGUGGAGCCCUACGACCUGAAGCACGUGUCUCUCAAAGGAGAUUCACGCAAGGUGUAUGGAACAGUGCUGAGCCGACACCACCACCUGGUGCGCAAGACGGACGACAUCUACGAUGCCCAGGAGUACGACAUCUACCCAAAGCGCUACACCUCCCGCUUCAACCAGCAGAUUGCCCCGUACACGACGUGCCUGGUGAAUGGGAUCUACUGGGACCCGGACACCCCUCGGCUGCUCAGCAAGGAGGAUGCCCAGCGCCUCAUGACCCCCAUGCACCUGGCAGAGGGCUCCGAGGCGGACACCUUUGUCAAGGGCUGCCCCUACCUCCCGCACAGGUUCCUGGCCAUCUGUGACAUCUCAGCGGACCCCGGCGGCUCCAUUGAGUUCAUGACCGAGUGCACCACCAUCGACGCGCCCUUCUGCAUGUACGACGCUAACCAGAAUUUCCACCACAACAGUGUGAAUGAGGAUGGAAUCCUCAUCUGCUCCAUCGAUCAGCUGCCUGCACAGAUGCCCGUGGAGGCGACGGAGUACUUCGGAGACCGGCUAUAUCCGUACAUUUUCCAGAUGCUGGCUUCGGACGCUAACAAGCCCCUGGAAAACCAGACGGAAUUCUCUCCUGCAGUGCGAGAUGCUGUCAUUGCGUCAAACAACAAGCUGACACCUAAAUUUGAAUACAUAGAGAAGCUACGAGACAGCAGAGCGAGGGCGCGCAUCCUGAGCGUGGCUGCUAGCAAGCGCGUGCUGGUGCUGGGCUCAGGCUACGUGUCUGGCCCCGUCAUCGAUUACCUGACCCGAGACCCAGACAUCGCCGUCACUAUCGCGUCCAGCCCCGCGUGGCAGGUGAGGGAGAUCUCCGAGCGCUACCAAAACACCACGCCGGUAACCAUCGACGUCGGCAAGGAGCAGGAGAAGCUCUCUAGUCUCAUCAAAGACCAUCACCUCAUCAUCAGCCUCCUACCAUACACCAUGCACCCCAUGGUGGCUACGCACUGCAUCGAGCACUCGGUGAACAUGGUGACGGCCAGCUACACGUCUCCCGCCAUGAGGGACCUGGAGAGCAGUGCCCAGAAUGCAGGCAUCACGGUCGUCAAUGAGGUGGGGCUGGACCCUGGCAUCGACCACAUGCUGGCCAUGAAGUGCUUUGAUCAAGCCCGGGAGAUGGAUGGCCAGGUGGAGUCAUACGUGUCAUUCUGUGGGGGCCUCUCGGCACCAGAGUUCUCGGACAACCCUCUCCGCUAUAAGUUCAGCUGGAGCCCACGCGGGGUGCUGCUCACCUCCAUCAACCCCGCUCGCUUCCAAAGACACGGACAGGUGGUGGAGAUUCCAGCUGGAGGUUCGGUGCUGGAUGCGGUGGAGCCAAUCGACUUCAUGCCUGGCUUCAACCUCGAGGGAGUGCCCAACAGGGACAGCCUGAGCUACGUGAAGGACUACGGGGUGCACGACACUACCACGUUCUUCCGAGGCACCCUCCGCUACAAGGGCUAUUGCAGAGUGGCCAAGGCGUUUGUGCAGCUGGGGCUGAUCAGCACGGAGCCACAUGCGGCCCUGCAGCCCGGGGCUCCCGCUGUCACUUGGAGGCAAUUGAUGUGCUCCGUGCUGGGCGUGGACGAGGGAGGGGCGGCCCUGGAGGAAGCUGUGCUGGCUCGCCUGAGCGGCAACGAGCAGAGUCUGCGUGCCCUGCAGCAGUUGGGGCUGCUGGGAGCGCAGCAAGUGAGAGAGGCCCCCAGCCUCGUCGACGCCUUGGCCGCCCACCUGGAGGAGCGGCUUUCCUUUGGUCCUGAUGAGCGUGACCUGGUCAUCCUGAGGAACGAGGUGGUCGUGCGCCUGCCCACCGGCGUGCGCGAGAAGACGGUGGUGAACCUGGUGUCCUACGGAGACCGCGGCGGCUACUCGGCCAUGGCCAAGACCGUGGGCUACCCCUGCGCUAUCGCUGCCAAGAUGGUGCUCAGCGGAGAGAUCUGGGAGAAGGGCAUGGUGAUACCUCUAAAGCCUCACAUCUACCAACCCCUGCUGGAAAGAAUCCGUGCCGAGGGCAUCAUCUACUCUGACAGCACCACUGUCCAGUAGCGCCACCGAAAUCCCUCGCGUCACCACUCCCCCAGCGCCACCGUUCCCCCAGCGCCACCACUCCUAGCGCCACCGCACUCCGCCAGCACCAUUUCGCUUUUUCAACUAUUCAUUUUCCGAGUGUCAGCAACUCUUCCCAGUUAUGAGUUGUCUCUGCUGUGAAUGUUCUGCUCAUUUAAUGUUUUGUUUUUAUGACUUUACAGUCAUUUUGUAAACGCUAAAUAACGUUUUAUUUCUUCUCAAACAAUGGGACAGAGCUUAAAUCUAUUGAUGGCCCUGAGUCAGUUGAGGAAAUUCCAUAUCUCUCCCUGUGGUAGCAUGGAUUUUUCUCCGGGUCCACCGGUUUUCCCUCCACUUUUAGAAUCGAUGUAUUUGGCUGCUCGAAAUUUCCACAUUAUAAGCCACUUCGUUGAGCUAUCAUUUUGGCCAGGUCGCGCCUGAAAAAGAUCUACAUAGCUCAGUGGGCCUUACCUGGCAAGAUAAAAUAAAACAUAGUUUAAUAGUUUACAGCUUAGUUUCAUUUGUAUGUAUUAUUCCACUCGGGAUGCCAUUCCUUCUGGGAGAUGAAAGCUGCCUGUUAUGUUGCCGUGUAGCACUCGGUGAGUGGGGAGCAGACAGCCGAGCGAGCAGCGCGGGGAAGGUGAGGCAAGGAUCGAAUGCGAACCCCAGUGUGCGACGGGCGCAUUCAUAAAACUACCACUCUUGACUUUUAGUGGUAAUAAUUUUACUACUCCAGUGCAGUGAUAAGCUGAGUCGACCCCUAACUGGGAUUUCAACGUGCAGCCUUCCAAUCGCGAGUUAUACAUGCUAACCUAAGUAUGGGAUUAAUAUUGCACUAAGUUAAAUCCACAGGUCCACAGGAAGUAAUGCAUACAUUUCUGUACGAUGGACACACAAAGUCGAAUCAAAGGAAGCUCGCUCAAUUUAAAAUAGGUUCCUUCGGUGAAGUGCUUUUAAAGUUCUACACCAACACCCAUGCAAUGGGACCAAUACCCAUGCAAUGGGACCAAUAAUACACUUUCAUACCUUACCCUUCGAACAGCUUCAUGAAUUUGUGAACAUUUGGCCUUGUGGUUUUGCGGUAAUGUUAGUACAAAUAUGCAUACGUUUUCUUUGCAUUUAGUUUUUAAUACACAUUGCAUCGAGCGUCGUUACCAUAUCUUUUGGUCUUCAGAAGCAAUGGCAAACGUGCCAUGGUGCCUUUUUCCACCGGGGAGCAGUUUGUGUUUUGUCCACCGGUUGGACCAAUGAAGCCUGCCUGAGUAGGAAACGGUUUCGAAAUGCUGUAUUAACGCAUUGUUACAAUGGGCAGGAAUAUGCACGACUUCCUGGAUGACUGAAAAGGUCAGCCGUAGUCGUAUAACUGAAUGUGUGGAAAGUUGGCGCUAUAUAAUGAGCAGUAUAAUGCUUUGUAAACUUCACUGUCGUGCGGUUUCCCAUUACACAUGGAAGCAACAGCAAGCAUACCAAUAUUAUUCAUAAUAAAGGUUUGAUUAGAUCGCAGAAAUAUGAAUGUGUCGAAACCCUCCACCACCCGACACAGCCAAUUAGAGAUUUGUCACGUAAACAAAACAAAUAGUUACUACUUCAGCCCACCGGUGUAUUGGAUUUGUUGUGGAUUUACUCUCCAACACACCGGUGGGCUGAAGUAACUAUUUGGCGUCUUGUUUACAUGACAAAUCCCUUACUAAUUGACUAUUGGGUGGUGGAGGCUUUCAACAUAUUUAUACUUAUGCAAUCUAACCCAAAAACCUUUAUUAUUUAUAGUUUAAUAGCAUUUACAUGUGAAUAACUUAGCAUUUCCAACACUUUGAAAUCUGUAUCAUGUACGUAUUUCAUACAUAUAACCACGGACACGAGUGCUGUUUAUUUUCUAAUGCUUGAAGUGCAAUUUAACGCUUUGUGUAACCUGUUUUCUAUUGCUGUAACAAAUCACAUGUGAGCAGCACUAUUGGUUGUAAACUAUAGAAGCCAAAGUGUGAUACAAACACUGCGUGUACAUACAGGCCGUAACUGUCCAGUCGGGGAUCCUGUUAAUGUGGUGGGUACGAAAUCCAGUCCAGUACUCUCUUUAUCGGUCACACGUCUCCCCAUAUGCCGCAUGAUGACUGCAUCGAUGCAACAGAAUUACACAUUUACAAAAAUAAAAUAUAAAUUUGUCUGCCAUCGUUUCAGGUGUCUCAAUUUGAGGCACAACAAAUGCUGCCCGACUUGUCUUGCUGAAAUGCGGAACAUGUUAAUACCUGGAAUCGUUUCUUCAGAACAGUUUUAAUUACACAGAUUUGGGAAAUU
Messenger RNA from Lethenteron reissneri (Far Eastern brook lamprey), 5733 nucleotides. It is a transcript of the gene AASS, whose product is annotated as aminoadipate-semialdehyde synthase. Gene Ontology annotation, molecular function: saccharopine dehydrogenase activity. NCBI's taxonomy places the organism in Eukaryota, Metazoa, Chordata, Hyperoartia, Petromyzontiformes, Petromyzontidae. Gene Ontology annotation, cellular component: cytoplasm. The record is from RefSeq and is a predicted model, not a curated record.